AGGUGAUGGUGGGGCAUUUUUUGAGGGACCCAAAUGAAACGCUCGCUGCCAGACAGUCAUUCAUCACCUCAGGAUGACAAGAGACCAAGGACAAGCCAUGACGCACUCCCCGCAACAAACACGAACCCACCGCCAACCAUCUUUGUGUCCUCUUCGAUAAGUGACAGAAAGUCAACAUUUGUCGCACAUGCUGCAGAAGUCCGCUCACCCCAAGAUCUCUCCCGUCUCACCCAAACGAUAACAAGCUCCAAAGCAACCCAAAAUGCAUCCCAUAAUAUUAGGGCAUGGAGGUAUCUCUCUCUUAAACCCGGAAAAACCGGAUUGGAGGGACCUGACGACUUUGGUGUCGUAUCUGGUUACGACGACGACGGCGAAAAAUGGGCGGGCUCUAAAAUUGCCAAAAUUUUAGAACAAUUUCAAGUCGUUGAUGUUGUUGUUAUUGUUUCGCGGUGGUAUGGAGGGGUAUUGUUGGGAAGUGCAAGAUUCAGGCACAUUGAGCAGGUCACCAAAGAGGUGCUGGAAUUGGGCGGAUGGAUAGGCCGUCCUCGCCAGGUCUCUCCUUCACCUGCUCAGCCUGUUGUGACUGCGACAGGUAUGACACUCGAAAAGGCUGAAAAACUGUUGAGAGCCAAAGACAGCACUGUAGACCAUUUGCGGCAGCGCCUGGAGAGUGCGGGGUCAGGGCCGCUAACCGCCAAUCCGUCACUGCCAUCUCCCACCAAAGGGUAUUCUGGGUUGACGCUUGAAAAGGCUGAGCGACUGAUCAAAGCGAGAGAUUCGACAAUUGCACAUUUGCGACAGAGACUGCUAGAGCAAGAAAUUGCUAAUGCAGAUAGUACCGGGAGCGAACUAAACACAAUCAAGCAUACUAGCCUAUAAUCUAUCUUGAUCUCCCUAGUGAGUCUUUUUCACUCGCGCCUUGGCUACCGCUUCUUUCGCGUCCCGACAAUUGCGACAGAGACUGCUAGAGCAA
Molecule: messenger RNA, 973 nt
Organism: Spizellomyces punctatus DAOM BR117
Lineage: Eukaryota; Fungi; Chytridiomycota; Chytridiomycetes; Spizellomycetales; Spizellomycetaceae
Exons: 1
Coding region: 34-879 (281 amino acids)
Biological process (GO): regulation of translational initiation
Cellular component (GO): cytoplasm
Source: RefSeq, a predicted model, not a curated record